Cuscuta campestris is the source of this 1732-nucleotide messenger RNA. The record is from the annotation of a GenBank genome assembly. NCBI's taxonomy places the organism in Eukaryota, Viridiplantae, Streptophyta, Magnoliopsida, Solanales, Convolvulaceae.
CUACUAGUAGUGGACAUGCAUCUUGGAUUAGCAGCAUAAAGUCAAGAAGUCGAGUUUUUGAAUUGCGGGGACGAAGUGAUGCUGUCAUUGUUGGAGGAAAUACUGUCCGUAAAGAUAGUAUGCUUCCAUUUAGCCUUUCUCUUGCACUUCCACAGGAAUUCAAAAACAUAUCACUGCCCCUUCAGUGGGGAUGUUAAAGGUAUUCUAGUGCUGGUGCACCUAACACAACUUUGGUGUUUAGAUCCACGCUUGACUGCAAGACAUGGAGGUAGCCAUGUACCAAAUAGAAUUGUGAUGUCGCAAACUCUAAGUCUUCCUGAAGAAGCCAAUAUUUGGGAUGUUUCUGAAGCCCCAACUGUAAUAUUGACACAAAGAGGUGCUAGAAGGAGUUUUCAAAAAGUGCUGGCCUCUAAAGGCGUUGAAGUAGUAGAGUUUGACAUCCUAGAUCCACGUGAUGUUACAGAGUACUUCUACGAUCGUGGUUACCUCUCGGUAUUGUGGGAAUGUGGAGGGACAUUGGCGGCUUCUGCAAUUUCAUCUGGAGUCAUACACAAGGUCCAUGCUUUUGUUGCACCAAAAAUUAUAGGUGGAAAGAAUGCACCAACUCCAGUUGGUGAUCUUGGGAUGGUAGAGAUGACCCAAGCUUUGGACUUGAUUGAUGUUUGCUAUGAACAGAUUGGACCUGACUUGCUUGUUAGUGGAUUUCUUCAUCCAGUUCCAGACCUCACUCCAGCUAUUCCAUCUUUAGAAGAAGCUUCUGAAAUUGAUCCUUCAAUUUCUCCUUAUGAGUCGAGUGUCAUAUUUUUUUAUAAAACAUGGGAGCAAUAUGGUUUCUUUUCAAACUUUUCUAGCCACCCGAUUCAAUUGCCCGAUGAAACUGGAAAUAGUGUCACGUGGUCUAGUGUGGAGCAUUAUUACCAGGCACAUAAAUUUACAGGGGUGGCUGAUCCUGUGGCUCAAAAGCAUAUUGAAGAUAUAAAAAAUGCAAAGAGCCCCGAGGAAGCUGCACGACUGGGAAGGAGGUUACAGAAGCAACGUCCUGACCUGGUAAGACCAGACUGGAAUUCCAUCAAGCUUGAUGUCAUGUACAAGGCCCUGAAAUGCAAGUUCACAACAUACCCACAUCUAAACUCUUUGCUGGUUGCAACAAAAGGAUCAGUUCUUGUAGAAUCUUCACCCCACGAUCUCUUUUGGGGAGGAGGCCGCGAUGGAGAAGGCCUUAACUAUCUUGGCAGACUGCUGAUGAGGCUGAGAUCUGAGCUUUUAGACAACAGUCCAAUGUCACCUCAAAACUCAGUUGAUCAUCAUCAGCCACAUGCAUAAAAAAACUAUGAGAUGGAUCUUAUGCAGAAGAUCAAUCCCAUACAUAACUGUUGUCUGGCAUCACAAGCUGAUAUAGUGCAGAUUUGUCACAGCAGGGUGGACAAACAACAAGUAAGCAUAUUCUAAAAUGCAAAGCAUUCAUCAAGAAAGUCGAAGUGAUUUCCAAACCCUUUGUCUUGGAUCUUCAAGUGAUCUAUGUGGUAUCUUGCCUUACUUAAACUACUUUCAAUUUAACAAUGAAACAACCCAAAAGUGGGUCUUAAAUGUAUAAAACAGCCAGUUCAUACUGAUUUAUACCCUUCAGUGGAUGGGUUACUUUAUGGAUAAUGGAGAUAUGUAAUGUCACCGUAGUUUAUUUGACAUUGGAAUCUAAUGUCAUAUUAUGACAUUGAGGUCUUUUAGGGUGUUU